AUGCGAUCCCCGCGCAGAAGACACGCCAGGAGGCCGCACACCCACGGAAAGAGUCGUCCCGCAAACCGGUUUGCGAACAGGUCGAUUUUAUCCGAUCUGGGCCAGACGCGCAAAAAUAGUCUGUCUGGAGGACGCCGUCGCGGCGGUAGCCUGGUCGGUGUCGCCGGGAUCAACAAAAGAAGCCCGGUGCGGGGCACCAGCAAUCGGCGCGCACAGGCUCAGAAAUACGCCAGACCUCCUAAGCUGCCGCCUUCGUCUGAGCCUUUUGAGGUGAAUUGUUUUGAACAUGAUUCGUUCCCCGAUGGUUAUGUCUUCGUUCCUAGGGGGGAUGUCUACAUCACUCGGAACUGUCGUGCGAAAACCAAGCAGUCUCAUCGGAUAGUUCAUUUAGUCUGGGAUCGAUCGGCCAAAAUUAAGCUCGGCAUUCGCGUCCCAGCAGACGUUUACGCCGCGGUUCUCGAGUCGGCCUCGGCGACAGCCGACACACGCGCCAAUGCAACCAUGGCUCGCGACGAGAAAGAUCUAGCCCACUCCCAGCAGCUCCUGCGUUCGCAGUUCCCACUAAUGCCGGACGAAUCCAUGAAGAUCAUUCUCGACCAUGCUUUUCGCAAGGGCUCGGGGCGUGUAGGCCGGUCGUCGAAUCUAACGGAUCACCAUAAAGCCAUACUGGCCGUCGAGGCGCACAUCCGCCAUGCACUCACGCCAUACGAGGACCUUUUGCGUGCUGGGGUCAAACGGCCAACGGCGCGUCAUUCGGUCUGGGGAAUGAUCCAGUCGAUCAAGAAAACCUGGGAGGGAUGCGGUGCAUGCAGUUCACAGCCCAAGCCUUUCGUGUUGCCUCUCAGGAGUGCAGUCUAA
Messenger RNA from Aspergillus campestris IBT 28561, 858 nucleotides. RefSeq names its product DUF2293 domain-containing protein. The coding region runs from base 1 to 858 and encodes 285 amino acids. The transcript is spliced from 3 exons. The record is from RefSeq and is a predicted model, not a curated record. Lineage: Eukaryota; Fungi; Ascomycota; Eurotiomycetes; Eurotiales; Aspergillaceae.